GCCUCUGGGGAGUAUCCGAGUAUUUAUAACAUUACACAAACCAAAGGUCUCCAUCACAGUGUUCAUGAAAUGCUGGGUUUAUCCAUUUCCUGGGGCGGGCCUACGGAGGAGUGCUGAAGAUUUCUUUGUGAGUGACUGAUGUAACUGAAUUAUUCAAUUGGUAAAUUUAAAUCUUGAUGCAUAAACUGAGAAGCAUUAUUAAUAAUGAAAAAAUAUACUGUAAUAUAUUUCCCUAAUGCUUACUAUUGUUCCAAAUCAUCUCAUAUCUUUAGGUAAAGCAGACCCUUGGUGGUGUCAAAGGUUUCUUCACCCUGACUGCUGAUAUCUGGACCAGUCGUGCAACAGAGGCCUCCCUUGGUGUGUAUUGCCAUUUCCUGAGUGAAGAUUGGAAGAUGAAGAGCUUCAUCCUUGAUACCAUGCCUCUUGAGGAGAGGCAUACUGGUGCCAAUAUAGUGACAUGGAUGGAAGAGGUGCUAACAAAGUUUGACAUCUUGCCUGCCAAAAUAAAAGCAGUAGUACAUGACAGUGGUUCCAAUAUGGUGGCAGCAAUGCGACUGCUUAAAGAAAAACAUGGAUGGGCCUCUAUCCGCUGUGCUGGACACACACUCCAGCUCAUAGUCAAUACUGCUCUCAAAGAAACCACCAUCAGCAGAGCACCAGGUGCUGCUAGGCAGCUAGUGGAGCACUUUAAGAGAAGCGAGCUGGCUAGUACAAGACUAAAAAUGAAACAGGAGCAAAUGAAUGUGAAGAAAAAUAUACUGAUCCAAGAUGUCAGUACAAGAUAGUACAUUUCACAUGAUAGAGAGACUCCUCGAACAGCGCUGGCCUCUCACUGCCACUCUUUCAGAUCCCGAGGUAACGCCAAGGGGGAAACACUACUUCGACUUGAAGCCAGAGGAGUGGGUGCUGCUUGAAGAACUGAAGCAAGGUUUGGCACCUUUUGAGACUGCUACUGUUUACCUUAGUGGACAGCAAUACACAACUGUUUCAGGUCUUCCACAGGUGGUCAAAGGGCUGACACGGGCUGUACACCAAAGCCAACUGGAGACGAGCUCAGGAAAAUCUUUCAUUGCCAGUGCAGAAAAAGGCAUAACACAGAGAUGGGGGAGUGUAUGCACUUCCUCAGCAGACAAAGAAAACCCUGUUAUUCUCGCAGCUGCCUUGGACCCCAAAUACAGAAAGUUGAAGUUUUUGGCUCCUGAAGAUGUCAUCAGAGUGCAGGGGACUGUUGAAGUGCUUGCUGUCAAAGAAGCAAAUGCUGGGACACAUGAGCAUGCAAAAGUGCAGACGGCCAAUGGUUCAGGUAGAAUUGAAAAGACUGCUCUGGACAACCUCCUUGAGUCUGACACAGACAGUCAGGGUGACAAUGAGGAAGCAGCAUCUAAGGAGGACCAAGAUGUCCAAGUUGUGAGAAGUGAAGUUCAGCUGUACUUUAAAGAAGCCACAGUUUCUAAAAAGGAUGAUCCUCUUAAAUGGUGGAGCGAAAAUGAGGGACGUUUCCCCACACUAUCAAAGCUAGCUAAAUCUUUUCUGUGCAUUCCUGCAACCUCCACCCCAUCGGAGCGGAUCUUCUCCACAGCAGGGAACAUCUGCUCUCAAAAGAGAGCAAGCCUUUCUGCAGAACAUGUAGAAAAGCUAACUUUCCUGUCUAUGAACAAUAAUCUCGUGUAGAUUGCUAUACUGACUAUAUAGUCCCAAAGUUCAAUAUAGUUGUGAGGACUGAGCACAAAAUGCUAUUUUGUUAUAUUUGUUUUCGGUUUGCUUCAAACUAGAAUUUUCAUUAAAAGUUUAAUAAACUAUCAUCUUGUCUUUAUUUUUAGUUUCACAUACCCUAAACACUUAAAGCUGUAAGCUAAUGAUAGUUAUAUAAGAGCAGAUACAUGCUGGUGCAAUAAGCUGUACGUUUUAUGUUCAAUGGAUGCAUGAUCUGAUUAGUCAACUAAUCGCAAAAAUAAUCGGUGACUAGUCGACAAUCAAAAUAAUCGUUUGUGGCAGCCGUAGUCCAAACUACUCAGGGUUUUAUUAAGGCUGUGGUGUUUUUAACAUGUUUUAAUGUUUUGUAUUUGUAUUUUCUAUUUAAUCCAAACAAGCACCUACAAACAGUCAGUGAUCACUGUCGGCCUCUCGGUUUUUAUUACCACUGUUCAUUUUAAAGCUCAGUUUUUAGACCCUUACGAUUUAACUACAGCCCAGCCCAUGCAGCAGUAUAUUAAUGACUAACCUCAUAUUGUGGAUGGAUUAACACAGUUGAUCUUCUGACUGAAGGUUGAUCUGUUUACAGCAUCCUGCCAUGCGAUUGCAUUUGUCCCUAACCAUCGAGAACCCUCACGCUAGCUUUUAUCAAGUGGAAAAAACGCUAGCGUUCAUCCUCCAGCUUCACUGUGUUUAUAUUAU
Molecule: messenger RNA, 2394 nt
Organism: Oreochromis aureus
Lineage: Eukaryota; Metazoa; Chordata; Actinopteri; Cichliformes; Cichlidae
Product: E3 SUMO-protein ligase ZBED1-like
Exons: 1
Coding region: 769-1671 (300 amino acids)
Molecular function (GO): protein dimerization activity
Source: RefSeq, a predicted model, not a curated record